Messenger RNA from Salvelinus fontinalis (brook trout), 3343 nucleotides. Its product is annotated as N-terminal EF-hand calcium-binding protein 2-like. Gene Ontology annotation, cellular component: cytoplasm. Gene Ontology annotation, biological process: regulation of amyloid precursor protein biosynthetic process. The transcript has 13 exons. The record is from RefSeq and is a predicted model, not a curated record. Bases 64 to 1356 code for a protein of 430 amino acids. NCBI's taxonomy places the organism in Eukaryota, Metazoa, Chordata, Actinopteri, Salmoniformes, Salmonidae. Gene Ontology annotation, molecular function: calcium ion binding.
AUGUAAGAGGGGAGGGAGGGAUUGGCCCCAUAGCGCUCAGCAUGAACGCUCCGGUGCAAAAGGAUGUGUGAGCAAGCAGCGCGCUACUGCAGGGACGGUGUCCACAAACUGCUCCAAAAAGAACAACCGAAACUCCGGGCUCAGGACAGCAAAGAGCAACCAAAACCCGUGGACCAGGACAGCGAGUCAGCAACGGCUGCACAGUCCGGAAACAGCGGCGCCCAGCCCGGUGCAAUUGACGGGCUCGUCCGCUGGAUAGUCACCAAGAUGAGCGACAACAAAAGCAUCUCUACCCGGGAAUACACGAAGGAGGAGGCGUCGGUUGCCCAAGAGCAGUUCUUCGCACCAGAGCCACGGAAAGGCAUCUCUGUUAUAUUGGAUAUUUUCCGGAGAGCUGAUAAGGAUGAUGAUGGGAAGCUGUCUCUGGAUGAGUUCCAGGCGUUCUUCUCCGACGGAACGCUGAAUGAGGAGGAGCUGGAGAAUCUGUUUCACUCCAUUGACUCAGAUAACACAAGUAAUGUUGACACUAAGGAACUCUGUGACUACUUUGUCAAACACAUGGGUGACUAUGAGGGUGUACUGGCCUCCCUGGAGACUCUGAACCUGUCCAUCCUCAGAGCCAUGGACUUCACCAAGAAGGUGUAUGAGCGAGGGACCAACGUGGAGCAAUUUGUUACUCGCUUCCUGUUGAAGGAAUCAGCUAAUCAGAUCCAGUCUCUGCUAAACUCGGUGGAAAGUGCUGUGGAUGCUAUUGACGAGCAGCAUUGUAGCCAAUCAGGGUAUCCCACUAAGGUCAGUCCACGGGUUCCAGAGAAACGUUAUGAAAAACCAGUGCCUGACUACCCUCCUAACAACAGAGUCCGUACUGCCAAGGAUGUUGCCCCGAGGAACACCAACACUGCUACAGGGGUGGUGGAGGUGAGGAAAGAGACUCUGGAGGCACAGAUCAACCGACUGGCUGAGCUGAUUGGACGCCUUGAGAACAAGACAGUUUGGUUUGACCUGCAUCAGAGGCUAACAGACACUGAUGGCACAGCCAGCGCAUCCCUGUACCUGAUUCGUCAGGAGAUGGCGGUAUCCCAGAAGCAGCUGGGAGAGUUCUGCGAGGCCCUGAAGCAGUACCUGAAGAAUGUCUCUGCCCAAAGAGACUGCUUCCAUGUGACUGCAGUGCGGCUGCCAGAUGGACUCUCCUUCGUGGUGUAUGAGUUCUGGGAUGGAGAGGAGGAGUGGAAAAAACACCUCCAGACUGCGUCCUCCAAGGCCUUUCAACAUGUUAAAGUGGACACUCUGUGCCAGCCUGAGGCUGUGUCCACUGUUGCUGUGCCAGCCGCCUGGUGCAGCCUGAGCAGAGACUGACAGGGGUGGGGCCAGAUUGCCUGAGUCUGCAACACCCCCCAUCCUUAGCUCCCCCGUAACCUCCCUCACCCGCUCUCUCUCACCCUCACAACCCCUCUCUUUCUCUCUUUUGUAAGUACAUGUUUACACAGUGUCUGUUUGAUAUUGAGGCAAAAUGGAAUGCGUCAAUUGCAGUGAAUAUUGAACAGUGCAUUAAAGCGAGAUUACCUCCAUCCAAUGCAUUUCUUCAUCGUAUCGUUCACCCUCAAGUCAUGGUAGAAAUGAGGUGAACAGUUAACCUGCUUUUGAGGCUCUCGUGCAUGUCAUCCAUUUUGACUAAAGACAUGAACCCGCUACUGCUAAUGGUAGACUAAUAGAGCGCUCAACAUUCGUCUCUAUCAAGCAGUUAAGGUUGUUUUUUCCGUUGUGUUAAAAGUACAUGUAUGAAUCAGCACUGGAUAUAUUAGCUGUUAAAGUCUAGUAAAAUUAUAUGAAAAAAUGUUAUAUUACAAUUAUAUUUGUAUUGACGUCUUUAGUGAUACAGUGCAAAAUUAUGAAGAAAAAGCAAUUACUACAAAAGUAGCAAAACUUGGUUUGCUGCAGCAGUUCCCUUUUUGACCAACACAAUCUCAAGCCUUAAACAUCAACAUAUGGUUGAGGUUGUAAGUGGGUACCUAGGUAGGAUUUCCCAUAAACACACACUAAUUAGAUUUUAAACAUCUAACGCACAGCCCCAUAUUACAAUCACAAUGUUCAUUGCAAUUGAGCAAAAAGGACAUGUUUACACACCUAUCAAGCAAAAUGACAGUAACAGAAAAUAUAUCAGAAUGUUCACCCACCAAUCCAGUUAGAGAAGAACCAUGACAACUUUGUCCAACCUCAAUUUCACCAACCUGAAAUCAACAUGAUCAAUCAGAGACCGUCAAAAACCACAAUGUACAUAAAUGGAAUAUAGCGAUUACAGAUAUAUAAAGUAUGAGAGUAUUAUAAAUGAUCAAAAUAUGAAUGUUAUCUAUAAAGAAUAAUGUAUGAAUCACUCAUCUUGAUCAACCUUUAGAGGGCGGAAUAUUUCACCUACUUUGCCAUUGAAUUUCUUAGUUUGUCCUGUAAGCACCUGAAGGUCAUGGCAAGCCUGUCCUUAACCAAUGGGGGAAUAUCAAACUCUCCCUCCCCAGGAUAACAUUCUCAGAUAAUAUCAAAGUAAGUAAUAACAAAUACUGUCCUUGUGCACUGUAAAAUAAAUAAAACAGUUUGUUUACUUGCCUUUGAUCAUAACUAGGACCACCACUGAAAUGGAAUGAACUCAUGUCCAGUUCAAUCUCUGGUGCUAGGCCACAUUACACUUUACCUUGAGAGAACCCUGGACUUCUCAGUGUUAAUGCACCUGUGAUAUUAAUCAAUAAUAAAUAGCACGCCUUGGGCUUUAUAUUAGCCUCAGCAUCAGUAUUGCAGAAUGGAGCAAGAGCAUGGAUCCCUUGUUGACAGAUGUGUGGAAAUUCUACUGGAAAGGUUUUCUAUUUAUCCGUUGCUUCUGUUGGGUUCUGUAUGAACAGAUCAGAGCCAGCCAGACAAAAAAAUGCCAAUACUAUUUCUAUAACAUUCCUGGCUGUUCCCUAAACUGUGCAAUCAAUUUUUUUCUCCUUAUCCCUCACUUGAGUGCAUGUUAAAAUGAAUGUCCAGUAACUUAUUUGCUGUAGUAUUUAGCCAUGCUAUUUUCAAUGGGUUUUGUGCGUUUCUUAUUUUUCUUUUAUAGUAUUCCUAUAAAGGACAGACAAAACAAAAAUAUAUAUGAAUAUAAAAUGCCAUACAGAAUGAACAUUCACUUUUAUGGCAAUGUUUAAUGAAAUACUAAUUCUUAUACUUAUGUAUGUUUCAGUAAAAUGGCUUUCUCUCUUUGAGUGUAGAGACUUAUUGCAGGGAUGCAAGUACUAUAUUUAGUCUUAACGUUGUUGAAAUUCUAGUUAAUGUAGAGUGAUGCAACUCAAUAAAAUGGUAAUACUGAAAUAAA